Molecule: messenger RNA, 1770 nt
Organism: Cylas formicarius (sweet potato weevil)
Lineage: Eukaryota; Metazoa; Arthropoda; Insecta; Coleoptera; Brentidae
Product: carboxylic ester hydrolase-like
Exons: 9
Coding region: 47-1699 (550 amino acids)
Source: RefSeq, a predicted model, not a curated record
AAGCAACUCACGACUUAGUAUCUAGGUACCAUUCUGCUACUAGAACAUGGUGCUUUUCAUUAUUUUGGUCAUUGCUGUCACUUCGGAUGGCAUACUGUGCCAAGUGGGGCGACCCGUGGUAACCACACGUCAGGGUGACGUAAGAGGGGUUACCAAUACCACCCAACUUAGGAACAGGACGUACCAUGCGUUCCGAGGAAUACCGUACGCUCAGCCACCGAUUGGCGAUCUGAGAUUCCGCGCUCCCAGAAAAGCACGUCCUUGGGUAAAACCACUGGACGCCGCCGAAGAUAAAAGCGAAUGCACUCAAUCUGAUGGUGCUGCAGUUGUCGGGUCCGAGGAUUGCCUUUACAUCAACGUUUACACACCUCAGAUAAACGCAAACUUACCGGUCAUGGUUUGGAUAUACGGUGGAAGUUUCAAAUCCGGAAUGGCAAACUUCUCCAUUUACAAUCCGGAAAACUUCCUCGAGGAGAACGUGGUCUUUGUUUCCUUCAAUUAUCGAGUGGGCAUUUUCGGUUUUUUGAGCACCGGCGACUUGGAAAGUCCCGGCAAUUGGGGUUUGAAGGACCAAGUACUAGCUCUGAAAUGGGUUAAGGAAAACAUCAGAGGGUUUGGUGGGAACCCAAAUAAAGUUACCAUUUUUGGACAGAGCGCCGGAUCCGGUUCUGUGUCGUACUUGGUUCAAAGCGAAAAAGCAAGAGGGCUCUUCCAUGGUGGAAUAAUGGAAAGCGGUACCACGUUGUCUUCACUGGCGUUAUCUAGAAACUCGAAAACUGACGCCUUCCAUGUAGGAAUUAGGUACGGAUUGAACACCACUAGCACUAGGACGCUCGUAAGGGAAUUAAGGAAAGUCGAUUACUCAGUACUCCAACAAAUUUCGGAUCAAGUAGUAGCUUUGAACUUCAUUAUAAAACCCACCGAGUGGAACGUAACUACUUUCGGUGUCGUGGAUGAACCGUACCACGAAGAAGCCUUCUUCAGCGGCAGAAGCCGCGAGCUUUUGAUAUGCGGAGAUUUCUACAGGGUUCCCGUAAUCGUCGGUUACACCUCCAACGAGCUAGGAUUUAUCACUUACAUUUUCGAUCAACUUAAACCGCUGCUACCUCAAUACGAGGCUGAUCCCAGCAAAUUAGCCCCGCCGGCUUUGACCAGAGAUCGAGUCGAAAAGCUACUAGCCGGUUACCUAAUCGACGUCCACUACUUUGGUAGGGGCGGAAUAUUCAACAGCACACCACAAUCAGUAUCCAAUUUUCUGAGCGAAGAGCUAUUCAACAGACCCGGCAGAGAAACGGUCAACCUAAUGUCCAAGUACACCGACGUGUACUUUUAUGUAUUUUCCUACGCGGGCGGCGUGCCCAGAAAGUACCCAGGGGCGGCCCAUGCCGACGAGCUGCAGUACCUCUUCAGGAAUAACGCGAAUGCGAGCAGAGCUGACCAACUGACUCGCGACAGGCUUCUGAAGCUAUGGACAAAUUUUGCCAAAUUUCAGAACCCCACCCCGAGAAACGACGAGCCAUUGUUUCGAAACGUCACAUGGCUGACAGCCAAGCACGGGCUACAUCGUGACAAAGAUGAUGUGAAUUACUUAAACAUCGGCGACGAGCUAGUGCUUGCGAAGAACCCGAGCCAAUCGGAUUGGUUGUUUUACCGGGACCUCUACAGAAGAUUCGGCGAAGGCAUCGACACUACUUACUAGCAUUUAGGGUCAGGAAUUGUCACAUUUCAAAUAAAUUUCGAUGACUUUUGUGGGUUUGUCGACCGAAUCAA